Salpingoeca rosetta is the source of this 1995-nucleotide messenger RNA. RefSeq lists its product as uncharacterized. NCBI's taxonomy places the organism in Eukaryota, Choanoflagellata, Craspedida, Salpingoecidae. Gene Ontology annotation, molecular function: NEDD8 activating enzyme activity; ubiquitin activating enzyme activity. Bases 193 to 1770 code for a protein of 525 amino acids. Gene Ontology annotation, biological process: ubiquitin-dependent protein catabolic process; protein ubiquitination; DNA damage response. The record is from RefSeq and is a predicted model, not a curated record. The transcript has 17 exons. Gene Ontology annotation, cellular component: nucleus; cytoplasm.
UGUCAGUCGACAAUAGACCCACUGACCAACACCAACACCCACCCAUGCGCACCGCUGCCCUUUGUUUUGCCGCAAUUGCCUUCCCCAUCUCUGAGCGCUGGGAGCAGUGUAAGAUUUCAGCGAGUUUUCCCCAAUAAACCCCAACAACACAACAAACCAAGGAAGCAACAAGCGAUUCAGCCAGCUGCCGUCAUGUCAGAGGACAAGAACGUGGUGCCAUCUCAGCGUGAGCAGCGCUAUGAUCGACAGCUCAGGCUGUGGGGAGAUCACGGGCAACGGGACUUGGAAGCUGCCCACGUGUGCGUGAUCAACGCCACAACACUUGGAACAGAAACCAUCAAGAACCUCGUGCUUCCUGGCAUUGGCAAGUUUACGAUUGUCGACCCGGAAUUCGUCACAACUGAAGACCUUGGAACAAACUUCUUCUUUGAGGAGCGUCACAUCGGCCAGCCCCGCGCCAAUGCAGCAACAGAGCUGCUUCUCGAGCUCAACAGCAGCGUGGAAGGCAACGCCAAAGUGGACACGAUGGCAAAUGUGCUUGCAAAGGAUCCCGACUUCUUUCGCCAGUUCAGCGUUGUCGUUGCAUGCGACACCCCGCUGUAUGCCCUGCUGCCGCUCGCAACCCUUCUCUGGGCCGAACAGAUUCCGCUGUUGGUUGCAAGAGCAUAUGGCAUGAUUGGCUAUCUUCGCCUCGUCACCCCAGAGCACACAGUGAUUGAGUCUCAUAUUGCCGCAUUUGACGAUCUGCGUCUCACGCGCCCGUUCCCCGAACUCCUCGCACACGCGCGCAGCACCAUCCUCGACGACCUCUCCCUCGACAAGCACUCGCACGUGCCGUACCCGAUCCUUGUGCUGCGCGGCAUUGACGCGUGGCGCGAGACACACGCCGACCUCCCACGCACGCGGGCCGAGAAGAAGGAGUUUGCGGGGAUGCUUGCGUCAUGGCGACGGACCAAGGACGACGGGAGCGGCGUUGCUGACGAGGAGAACUUUGCAGAGGCGAUGGCCAAGUGCAACACCAUUUUCCGCUCUGCGCCCAACGUUCCAUCUGAGAUUCAGGCACUGCUCGAUGACCCAAAGUGCUCCAACCCAGAUAAGAGCGCGUUUUGGCAGCUGUGCAAUGCGCUGAAGGCGUUUGUGUCUGUGCACAAUGACCUGCCGCUCUCUGGCGCUGUGCCGGACAUGCACGCAGACUCGCGCAGCUACGUCGCGCUGCAGCAGCUGUACCGCAGCAAAGCGGCUGCGGACCAGGCCUUCAUCAAGGACGCGCUCGCAUCGCGGCUGCCAAAUGCCCUCGUCGCCCGCUUCUGCAAGAAUGCGGCUGGCCUUGUUGUGGUGCGCACUCCUUCGCUCGAAACCGAACUCACCGGCCACUGUGGCAAGCUCAGCGACGCCGCAGCCAUGAGUGUUGGAGACGAGACGCGUGCGUUUGAGUUUUACAUUGCGUUGCGUGCGUGCGACCGCUUCCACGAAAAACACAACCGCUACCCGGGCACAGGGGCGCAUGCACACGAGGAGGACGCGGGGGAGCUUUCGUCCAUGUGCGCAGAUGUGUUGCGCAAUGCCGGUGUUGAUGGCGUCACAAUUGGUGACGACUGCGUCAAGGAAAUGUGCCGGUAUGGCGCUGCGCAGCUGCACAGCGUGGCGGCCUUUGUUGGUGGGAUGACUUCGCAAGAGAUUGUGAAGCUGGUGACACAGCAGUACGUGCCGGCAAACCACACCAUCAUCUACAACGGAGUGCAAGGCGACUCUCGGACCCUCAACUUUUAAGAGCGCGCACAUAUGCACACGCACGUAUGCACACGCACAUACGCACAGAUACAACUGCACAUGGUGUGCUUGCGCUGUUGCUUAACAUUGCCUGGCAUCACACAUGGCGCGUCGGUGGUGUCGGCGUUUCCUUUGAUCCAUUCCCACAACACGGGCAUACCAGCAGUAGCACGGGUUUGCGUGCACUUCUUACACGAAGCAAUAACACAACAGCUCAACCUGCCA